AUGGAUUUCGUGGUGUUGUACACUCACCAGAAAGUGAAGAAGCACAAAACAUGGCAGGACGGUCGUCUUGUUAUCGAUUCCUUCGGAAACAUGGCAACUUUGUAUGACGAUUCUGGAAAGAAACUGGAACGUUUCCCUAUCAGGAGAACACAGGUUGCCAUUGGAGUUGACUUGGAAUGUGAUCGAUAUCUAAUGACUGUUGAGUCAAUCGGAGAGGAGCAUGUGGUCGAACGAGUGGCAUCUGGUGCUGAUGAGUUACGUGCAUCUACGGGUGGCAGACAAUACGAAGCAGCUCCGAACUCGACAACAUGUCGUAUUAGCAAAAAAACAUUUAAUUGCCCUAGAAGGGCAUCUCAUCUAUCUCCAACUCAUCUCUCUAACUCACUACCUCAUGAAUCUCACAACCAAACAUUGAGAGACGAACACUACGCUACUACCAUAUUAGAUCCCACUAUGGAUUCCAAGUUAGUCGAACACGUCAACAAGAGAAUCUCAAAUUGGAGCAAAUCGAGUAAAAACAACGUUCAACCUAAAUGUCAUUCAGACUCACGUUUAUGUUUAUUAACCAGCCAAUCCAGUGAAUCUAAAUUUUGUUUAUCAAGUCACACAGAUCGAAAUUCGUGUUUUAGUCAAGUUAGUGAGGAUCGUGAUUUCUCUGUUGCUAAGAGUGACUCGUCUGACUUUACAUUGUCUCACAUGACUUCAGAUCAGGAUGAUAAGGAUUUUUCUUUGCAACUGUCGUCUCAUUCUGCAUCGAAACGAGACUCUAACUCGAUUAUCUCUUUGCUUGGAAUGAGUGACAGAGAGAAGACUCGAUUGCAGUCAAUAGAUAACGAUCCAAGUAUGCAACAGAAGUCUGUAGAUAUCAAUUGCCUACCUACAUACCAAACCGACAUUUUUACUGCACCCGAUCGGGUAUAUACGUCGCCCAGCGACGAUCGGGAUUCUUCAAAUGCCUCGUUGUGGGAUGGAAGUCGCAACAUCAAAAUGAGUAGCACCGAAUGUGUAGAAUCCGGUCGUAACUUUGAGGUGUCAAUAGAUGAGUCUGCUCACUCUGUGAGUGCAGACUGUUUCUCUCUUGGUAAACUUGAGUUAUUCUCAGCGGCCGAUUGGUCGGUUGAUUUCGAGUCGGAUGAGAGAGAUUCACUUGUUCCUUGCUGGUCUGCUACGUCUGAGCAGUUGAACGUUGACUUUUCGCCUCCUCAACGACUUCCGGAUUCUUUUCCACGUGGCAGUUACACAUUGCCUUGUUCAGCUAAAAUGGGACUGGCACAUAGGAAACCCGUUGGUUUAUUAGCAAAAGUACGACAUCCGGAUGAUUGUCAUUCAGGAAUUCGUACGUUUGUGUCGCAUAAUCUGUUGAACGUUCGUGAAUUGUCGUGCAGUUUGGGAGGCAACGAGGCUGAUGUGUAUGGUGAACAUCCUAUGAGUGGUGGAUUACACUUUCCAUCGGCUGUCGAGUGUCAAAAUGUUGGAUCAGUGACAAGACAAGUGACUAUACCAAUUACGUUUGGUGAUGUUGUCGAGUAUAAGCGAGUAUUUAUUGCAGCGUUGCAAGAGUAUCUCAAUGCCAUUCUGACUCGUGUGGCUCACUCUUACCACUCAGCUAGAAAACAAGCAGACUUAACGUCUCACAUCACUGGAGCUGAAGUGUCUGUCGCUGGUGAAGGUUCCGGUCUCGUUUUCUCAUCUGCGUCUCCGUCUUGUAGUCACGGAAUGGCGAAAUUGAAAACUGUCAAGAAAGACGGUCCGAAUAAGGGCAGAUUGUUUUAUGGCUGUCCAUUAACAGGGACUAACAGAUGCCAGUUUUUCAAGUGGGCAAAUCAGGUUGCAUCUACUUCCGCAUGUAGUGCUACUCCAAGUGUCGUACUUCAAACCGAUGACAGCAUUGAGACGUAUUUUAGAAAUAAGGGUGUGGAUUUCUACUGUGGAAAUGAAAUAAGAAAAGUGUCAAAGAAAGUCAAACAGACGUUUCAAAAACAUCGUCGCCACCAACGUGACAUCAUCGUUGCCACCAAGAAAUCUCUUUAUUUGAAGUUGCGGAAGAAGCAAGGAUCCUCGUGUUAUUCAAAAGGAGAUGUGUAUGUAAUAUCUAAGGACUUUGAGUUUGCUCCUGGGCGAUGUUUUUUAGCCAGGAGUUCUUUCUUUGGCGUAUCGUCUACAGGAGAUGUCGAGAUUUCACCCAUGAGUGGAUAUUCUCAAUCCAACUGGCCAUCAGGAUCAAACGUUCAUGCCAUACUCGUCUGCAAUGCUCACAGUGAGUUGGCAUACAUCGAUAUGCUAAAAGGCUUGUCCACAUCGUCUCAUUCCGUUCCCAUUCUUCCACACCUUUUGAGCGCUUGUCCAUCUCAAUGUGAGAGUCGCAGUGUUGGUGGAAAGUUGUUUAGAGCGCCUUUUCAGAGGCAGUCGUCUGGUUUCCCGUUGUUAGUCUCUCAAGACGAAAUGCAGCAAUUGGCCGAGAGUAUGAUCGAUGAGUACCAGUUGAAUAAGGAUCAGCAAGCAGUGCUGUUGAAGUGCACACAAAUGGUUUGUCCUUCAUCCGAUGAAAUGGCCGUCAAUAUUCAGCUUGUUCAUGGUGUGUUUGGUGCUGGAAAGAGUUUUCUUAUAGCCGUAAUUGUCAUUUUUCUUGUUCAACUGUUUGAACUCGAUGCGAGCAUUUCAUCGAGAUCAAGGUCUAUGUCCUUACUUAUUGCAUCGACAACUAACGUUGCUGUCGAUCGCAUUUUAUUGAAUCUGCUGGACAUGGGAUUUGAAGAAUUUAUCCGAGUGGGUAGUGCGAAGAAGAUAUCAAAGUCUAUAUUGCCGUACAGCGUUCACAGUAAAGAUGCUGAAGACCUCGAGCUACGAGACUUACAGAACAUGCUGAAAACGGAUCUCUCGUCUGCUGAUCGAGCGAACGUGAGGAAGUCGAUCGACCGACUAAAACGGGGUGAAAACCUGAAGCGUCUAUCUGCUGUUCGAGUAGUCGGUGCAACGUGUGCAGCGUGUCUGUUCAGCAUCUUGGACAGCAUGCAGUUUCCUAUCAUCAUGUUGGAUGAAAGCAGUCAGAUGUUGGAGCCGGGGUCUCUACUCCCGAUCACGAGAUUUGCUUGCAAAAAGCUCCUUCUUGUCGGAGAUCCAAAGCAAUUGAGUCCUCCUCUGUCUGGAAUAGCACAGGAGAACAAAUGCGGUCUAGAGCAGACUUUAUUCGAUCGUUUAGUGAAAAUGGGAAUUCAACCAACUGUCCUUCACACUCAGUAUCGUUGCCAUCCCACUAUCAGUGCAAUCUCAAGCAGUCUCUUUUACGACGACACGCUGAUCAAUGGAGUCUCAGAGGCAGAUCGAGCACCAAUCGUUAGCGGUUUUCCCACCUUGUGCUUUUACAGCGUUUCAAAGGGUAGAGAGAUGAGUAACAGUGAUGGAAGCUAUUACAAUGAGAAAGAGGCAGAGUUUGUUGUGACGUUGAUAAUGGAGUUGCUACGCGCAGGAGCCAGUGGAGCGGAAAUCGGUGUUAUUACCCUCUACAAGUCUCAACUGCGUCACAUCCAGUCACGUCUUGACUCAGCAAGAACACAACAAGAAUCGACCAAACAGACAGACCGUGAUUGGAAACGCAUUCAGGUGUCUACUGUAGAUGCAUUCCAAGGUGGUGAACGUGAAAUCAUCAUUCUUUCUUGUGUGAGGACCGAACACAUCGGCUUCAUCGAUUGUGACAGGAGAAUGAAUGUGGCUCUGACAAGAUCCAAGAGGCAUCUUUUCAUAGUGGGAAAUCAGAGGAUUCUGUGCGAUAAUAAGAUAUGGUUUAGAGUCAUUCGACACUGCGAAGCUCAUCCAAAUGGCAUCCAGUCUGCAGAAGCAUUCACAAAACACUUGGCUGUCGAAGCAAAGAGAAAUCAGACAGACGUAUCAGACCAGUUGUCACCAAAGCGGAGGAAAACUAAACACCCCACAAUGAAGAUUUCGUCUUACACGAACUCUAGCUGUGAAAACACACCCGCAGAACCAUUGAGUGAAGGGUUAGUUGAUGACUUCUUUAGUGAUGAUGAUGAUGACUUCAUGCCAAAGUGUAGCAGUAGCUGUUUGGAACAACCUAAUUUUACUGUUUAGUUUGUCUCACUUGUACAUGCUCAUUGAAUGUGUAUGUAUAUACACUGAAAUGAUAACAUAUUUAAGUACAAUUAGAGAGCACUUAAGAGGUGACCCAUAGUACAACUAGAGUUGGUUGUACGUCACGUG
Messenger RNA from Corticium candelabrum, 4215 nucleotides. RefSeq names its product protein ZGRF1-like. The coding region runs from base 1 to 4086 and encodes 1361 amino acids. Gene Ontology annotation, biological process: nuclear-transcribed mRNA catabolic process, nonsense-mediated decay. Gene Ontology annotation, molecular function: RNA helicase activity; zinc ion binding. The transcript is spliced from 38 exons. Lineage: Eukaryota; Metazoa; Porifera; Homoscleromorpha; Homosclerophorida; Plakinidae. Gene Ontology annotation, cellular component: cytoplasm. The record is from RefSeq and is a predicted model, not a curated record.